Octopus bimaculoides (California two-spot octopus) is the source of this 8638-nucleotide messenger RNA. Its product is annotated as lysophospholipase D GDPD1. Gene Ontology annotation, molecular function: phosphoric diester hydrolase activity; phosphatidylcholine lysophospholipase A1 activity. Gene Ontology annotation, cellular component: endoplasmic reticulum membrane. Gene Ontology annotation, biological process: glycerophospholipid catabolic process. Lineage: Eukaryota; Metazoa; Mollusca; Cephalopoda; Octopoda; Octopodidae. The record is from RefSeq and is a predicted model, not a curated record.
AGGUCCCAAGGGCAUAUAGGUUGAGGGACACUGGAUUAGACUAUUUAAAUAUUACGCUAGUCCACACUUAACUAUAUAUUUUUGAUGCAGAAUACAUCCUUGGGAAAUUAGCCAACGUAAUUAAUUAGCUCGAUACAGCAAGCACUAUUAAGAAUUGAAGCCAAAAUCGAAAGGAGCCAACAAAUUGCAUAUUAAUAACAUGUUGGACGAGACAGUCGAGCGGAUAAAGUAAACAUAGGUCAAGAGUUCAAAUCCGUUAUUGGCGUUUCAUUCAAUGUUUCAAGACAAAACGCUGUUUCAUUCGUUACCUCACUUCAUCUGUUUGUCGUGGAUACAUAGCAAACCAUCGACUAUUGUACAAUAGUCUCAGUCCAGCCCUGUUCACUUUCUGGUUCUGAUUGUGAUAUAUUUUGUAGGAGAGCCACGUUAAAUUCAUCACACACAUGACAUCCAUCGUGAAUGUUUUCCGAGGCAACCAGGAAUUCCUCACCAAUAAGCUGGCUCUAAUCAAUCUACCAUACCUUUCCAGUGACUAGCUCGAACUAUUUGAAUUAAUCGACAUAUUUUUCCUUUCUUAAUUUUUAUAUAUUUUUUUUUUUUUUUAAUUACAAGUCAAAAGUUCUAACAGCUACUGUCGUAUAAUUUAUAUCUCAGAAAACUUUCCCGAAACCUGCUCCGUCUGUGUGACGUCAGAAUUUAUUGCCGUCAUAUUCAUUGUGAUUCCUUUAGAUAUGGUGUUCGGAUUAAUUGUUGGCGGCUAUGUCUUUACUUCGUUGUUGCUUCUUAAAUACCCGAAUUUAUUACACAAAAAGAAACGAAUUAAGUUUACUGCACGUCAUAUUAGCCAUAGAGGCGGUGCUGGUGAACAUUUGGAAAAUACAAUGACUGCAUUUCGACAUGCUACAAACACAGGAACAGAAAUGUUGGAACUAGACUGUCAUCUAACUAAAGACAACCAAGUUGUUGUUUGCCAUGAUAACAAUUUACUUCGAACAUGUGGUUGUGCUGUACUUAUAUCCCAAACAGAUUAUAAAGAUUUACCACCUAUGAAAAAUGAAUUACCCCUAGAUUUCAACCCAAAUGUGUCAACUGUAGGUGUCAAGGACCGCCACAUUCCACUCCUUAAAGAGGUCUUUGAUGAUUUCCCGUCCCUACCUAUCAACAUUGAUGUGAAGGUCAAUGAUGAUGUACUCAUUCAAAAGGUUUCUGAUCUAGUGAAGGAAUACAAUAGAGAACAAAUCACAGUAUGGGGAAACAGACAAGAAACUAUUAAUGGUAAAUGUUUCAAAUGUAAUCCUAGAAUUCCAUUGGUAUUUUCGUUUCGCCGAGUCCUCAUUUUGUUGGCAUUAUUCUACAGUGGAUUAUUACCUUUUGUGCCAAUAAAGGAAAGUUUCCUUGAAGUUAUAAUGCCUAGUAUCAUCUUAGAUGAAAAAAAGUCCCUACUUCAAUUCAGCAAGAACAAAAGACUGUUAAUACAAUUCUGUGACAUAAUCCUUAUGCGACCACUUUUAUUUGAACAUUUAGAAAAACGAGGCAUUCAAGUAUAUCUCUGGGUGUUAAACGACGAUGAUGAAUUUGCCAAAGGUUUUAAACAUGGUGCCACUGGAAUCAUGACAGAUUACCCUACAAAACUAGGAGAUUUUAUAGAGAAAAAUCCUCACUUUUUCAAACGAUAAAUCUUGUAUCAACAGUUUUAUUGUGCAAUCAACUAAAUUUUGAUUUCUACAUAGAUAGCAAACCAUCUUUGUGUUGAAAGUUCUUCACUUACUUCUCUAAUUCAUUAUUACCCAGUGAUAUUAUUUUCCUCCUGCUUUCUCAUAUUUUCUUACUAUUUCUGUUUUCUUCUGAAAUUCUCUUUUUUCCCCAUCUCUCUCUCUCUAACACAUAACUGCAAAUGAACAGAAUCAAAGUCAACAAAAAAUCUUUCGUUAUUAGCUUCUUAGACUCUGUCUUGAGUUGUUGCUAAAACUAAUAGAAAUCUAGUCAUUAUUAUCUAUAUAUAUUUAUUAUUUUCCCUGUAUCAUCUAUUUAGUCUCUACUCCUUCAUCUUCUAUCUUACAUACUUAGGUUCUUGAUAUGUUGUGUGUCAGUUGCUAUGAAGAUAUUGUAAACUGUAUACUUGACCUCAAACUCAGACCAAAUUUAAUAGAAUUACAUUUUGAUGAUGAUACUACUGCUAUCAAUGUUAUGAACCCUGGAAAGUUCUAAAAAUUCUCCCUUUCUUUUUGUUAAUUGUGAAGUUGGUGCUAGAAACAAAAUCCUUGACUACAAAUGUUAAACUAUUAAUUCAGUAUGUUUUUAAAGUGAAAUCACAACUGUUUAAAUUAUUGAAUUAUUGUAUUGUAAUAUAAUUUGAUUUGAGAUAAAAAGAAAAAGAAACACACACAAUGAACAAAACAAAACAAUUGACUGGACAUUUUUUUCCUCUACAUCAGUGCCCAUGGACUUUGGUCUAACCUUGAGUCUGACUACCACUACUAACACAAUUUACAACUCUUAUUUCUUUCUGAGACACAAAUCUCUCGUUCUCUGUGUGAUUCAUGUCAGCUGUCAAGAAUACACUCUCAAGUCUAACUUUCAGAUUGGUGGUAUAUAUAUGCUCACCUGACUAAAAGCAAUAAAAGAUUCUAAUUAUUCUGAUUAAAAAAAAAACAAAACAAAACAAAAAAAAAAAACUAUCUUUUCUAUCUCUCUAAAACCCUCAAAUAGCUAACAUUUGUUUAACUCUCUUUCAAGUUUCGAACCAUUGCAAUCUUCAUGUGAGAACAGGCUUUUCACAUGAAGAUCGCAGUAGUAUGAAAUUUGAGUCAUGAAAUAAUUAUUCAGUUUAAAUAGACAAACUACAUGUAUGAUUCUCUCUUGAAAAUAUCUAUUUAAUUUCACCUGAAGCCAUUAUUUAUUUUGGGUUGAUUUCAAUACUCAAAAUUCCACUAAAGCUUGCACACUCCAACACUACUGGUGCAGAGACCAAAUCAUUUUCCUUCUUGAUCUGACUGAAUCAGUUAUUUUCCUCAUCUACACAUAUCUCAGCCUCUCCAAGCACCCUUGAACUCUUUCUCUUCUCUAGAUUUAGCUUUUUCCUAACUAUCUCUACCUUUGCCCUUAUGAGAUUCAGUCUCGUUAAGACAACCUAUUUUAUAUCAUUCUUGUACACAACAACCCAUGCUUAUGGUAUUUAAAUCAGCUAGCUGGUUGAAACUCUGCCAUUCUCUGCUGAUUAUUCUAGUAGCAGAUGUUUAAUCUCUACCCCCAUGUAAGCAGGUGACCUGUACAGCUCUUUAAAUUUGCUCUAAUGAGCCACUCUUUGAACCACAUUCCAUUCCACACAUGUACUGUUUCAUCAGCAGAUAAUUUGAAAAUAUCCUCCUGUAGAGACAACCCAUUCUGCUUCAACAGCUCUAAAAGUCAAUCACUACAUAUGUUGAGUUAAGAGUCUUGUAUUACAUGCUUCUUCUAAUAUACUGCUAAAAAUCAUCAAAGUCGUGACAAAUGUCAGGCUUGCAAUCCUCUUGAGGCAAUCUCACAUAUAUAACAAUGCUAAAACUGACUGCAUCCACUGCAUUGGUUGGCUAUAACUGCUUCAACAUAGCAUUUCACCUCUUGUUACAAUUUUGUAUCAUAUCUUUCAUAAGAUUCAGCAUUUUGAGAUUAGCUUUCAUUACAUCCUUUAUCUUUUUCUACAGGCUCCUUCCAACUAGAAUGCUUGAGCCUUCUUUACCAAACUGUCAGCCUCCAUACACAUCACAAUGUCCUUACCAGCACAGGUUUCUUUCUUGUACACUACAACUGAUUUCUCUAAUUCCCAUUUCCUCUCUCAGGACACAUGCACUUCAUCAUUCAGGUCCACUAACAUCACACAUCUAGCCUUCACAUUCAUUGCCCAUGUCUUGCUAUCAUACAGCAUUACACUUCACAUAUCAACAUCAUAUAAUCUGCCUUUCAGUCAAUGAGAGAAACCUUUUAUUGCCAAUGGAGGUAAUAAUUACUUGAAUCUUUUUUCACAAUAUCUAAAACACCUACCUCUACUGCUGAUUAGGUCAGCUGGGUAGUAGAGACUAUGAACUACAUCUAGUAAACCUCCUGGUUGUCAUCUACCUUUGCACUUCUUUUUACUAUAAACCUACAAACUCUCGUUCUUGUUUCAAUUUUUCUUCUUUACAUCACAUUCCCAACCUGUCAAAGAAUCUUCCCUAUAUCAAGCCCAAGAUAUCAACUAGUCAAUUGCACUUGUACUAUGCCUAGUUACCAGAUUAUUCCCCUCCUCAUCCUCUACCCUGCGACCUACCUACUUCAGAACAUUAUUAUCAAUUUCAGCCUUUUUUCACUUAUACUCCACAAUCAAUCCAAUCUUUCUCAAGCCUCUUCUCAUCUCCUUCAAAAGAGAUACAAGUGUAUUAGCCUUCUGCUCAGAAGUUCCCUUAUUCAUAGUCACUCCCAACUUGGAUUAUCCACUUGUUCCAGCCCCCGGUGUUGUGCAUGCCUCUUCAUCAUCUAAAUCAUACUCCUACUAGACCACAAAAUCUACAAUCAAUAUGACUAACCACUUCAAUCUAAUAUGCUGUAUAGUAUGCUAAUUUUGCAAUGUAUUGUACACAGACAAGAUGGGACACUGAUUGGAUGGCCUAUUCUGUGAGCAUUUCCUGUAUAUCUAUAACAUCAUCCAAGGCUUCUUCAGAUCUGUAGUCCAUUACUUUAUGUUGGUAAACCACUCUUACUGACCACCUAUCUGUCUGUGGUGGUCUCUAACAAAGUGUCUCUUCUUCAGCCUAGGAACUUCUGUUCUACAAGGCAUGAACUUACAUCUCAAUCUUCUAUAAUUUUUUGCUUUCCAGCCCACUAUUUUUGUUAUAUCUACCUUCAUUGUUUGUCUCCUUUUUCCCCAUUUAAGGAUGUUCUGGAUCUAUACUUUAUCAAUUCUUUGGGUGUAUGUAAGUUUGAAUGCCUAUACUCAUAUGUACUUGUAUUUGGAUGUGUGUUUGCAUAAAUAUUUGCAUGCAUGUGUCAAUGAGGGCAUUUAUGAGUAUGUUUACUGUUAAUUUGGCUUAACUAAAUUUAGAAUCUUCUUGGGCUCCCUUGUACCUACAGCUCAAGGGAAAACCUUUACUAUGCUUGACACUAGUGUUUUUAACCUUCCCACUCCAAUUCAUAGCUUCUUCCUCUUCUUUUACUACCUCUAUCUGGCAUUUCCCCCCUUCCAUGAGUGCCUUUUUCUAAAAUAUUUUUCAACUAUCUUUGCAUAUAUUGUUGCUCUGUUUCCCACUUCUCUCACCUGCCAUCCCCCACUUUGCAUUUGGACCUCACUCCUGCUUAGCUUGAAGCAAUGGCUCUUUCUAAGUUUCCUUUCCGAUUCUAGCUUUCUCUCGCAUUAUUCACCUCACUCUCUCUUACCUAUUCUCUUUUUCACUCUCUAUCAUCAUUUCCUUGCCUACCUCUAAAGUAACAUCACCACAUUCUCUCUCUCUCUCUCAUGAUAAGAUUCCAAAUCAUUAGGUUCUUCAUUCCUCACGGUAACUGAACUAACCAAACUCUCUUUCAUUUGGACUAAUUGUUACCAAUACUGCGGACCAUCAGUUUCUUCAGAUUCAAGAUUUUACCUCCUGGGCAUUUUCAUAUAUAUGACAUGUCAGCUGAUAUAAACUAGAACCCUGUACAAAUAGCUGAUUUAUGAUCGAGAGGGUAGCAACUCAGAUUACCUUAAAAAGAAACAUGAAAUAAUAAACGAAAGUAGUGUUAGAAAUAUUGUUUUGAAAAUGUCACCUACUUGGGACUAGUGCUCUUUUAAUUUCACCUUUUUGAGAUUGAAAACAGUUCUGUGUUAAUGAUAUGACUCUCUUCCCUGUCAAUUACUGGAUUUCUAAUAACCAUAUUAACCUGGAUAAUUAUUCUACUAUUGCAAUAAUAAUGACCUUAAACGAACAAAGUGCAUUUAUUUUGUAGUAUAAAUUAUUGCUGUUGUGAUUUACUAUUUGUAAUUAAUUCAUUCUUUCCUUUUCUUGGAAUCAUACUGACUUGAAAUGUCAAUUGAUUAAAUUCUGUUGGUAUCAUUUUUCAACAAAUUGAAGUGUGAACGAGUCAAUAGUCAUGGAAUGCCUGGUAUGAGUUCACUUUAGGUAUGUACUUCUAGAGGAGUUCAGUCAACAGGAGAGCCUCUAAUGUAGUCUUGACCUGCUAGAAAUAGCAGUCAAAUUCCAUCAAAUUAUAUCCUGCCAUCUUUAAAAAGAGAGAGAUACAUUGGCAAAUAUAGUCUGGAAUAUAUAAAACAGUAGGGUGGUCAGAGCCAAAAUGCUUUUGGUUGUAGAUCUGCCUUACAAAAGUUGAUCUGGAGUCAAAACAACUCUAUAGAGAAGUGCUUUAAUUUAAAAUUUAAAAAAAAAGUAUUUUCUAAUUAAAAGUGAGUCACUAAAUUACAUGCAUCAAAAGAUUCAACUCUUUUGAUACCAGCCUGCUGGAGGCCACCUGUUUUAAAAUACAAAACUGCCCGUUUUGAAGUGCUUAAAAUUAAAGUUAAAAUUUCCUAUUAUAAUUUUAUGUAAAAAAAAUCCUUUUAAGUUAUAUUCCAGAUAUCAGAUUAAAAUGGAGUUAUUUUACUAAAUCCUGCCAAAUUCUUUGUUGUUCAAAAUUAAUUGAAGUAUUGCCUAAGAAUAUAUAGUCACAGGAGGAUUAAAAUGAUUGAAUCAUGCCAUAUUAUUUUCUUGUAAUGUCUUGUUUCCAAUAUGGUUUAUAAAAGGUUAGAUUUUUUUCUCCGUCAAAUUUACAAUGUGAUAGCCCCUGUUUGUCUACAAUUUGUGAAUGUUUACUUCAGGUGAAAGUGUUUUUUGUUCUUUGAAAUAGAAACAAAUCAUUACAAUUGAAAUUACUUAUUAAAAAUCACAUAUAAUCAAUCUCUAAUCAGGUUUUCAGUAUAUCCUCAUUAUUUACCCUAAUAUUUUGGGGUUUCAUAAAAAGUAAUUUUUGUUGAAAGUGAAUAUUUCUAUAAUUUAUUUAGGAAAGACAUCAAACACCUAAGAAGCUGACUCAUCAGUAACAUUCUAUUUUGUGUUUAUAAACCAUCCUUCUGUUGUUUUAAGAUGAAAGAUCUAUGUUUGGCAUAUGGUAUGUUAAUAUUUUCGUCAUAAAAGUCAAACUUCAAUUGGUUAGUUAUAUGUAGGGACAUCAUUAGUUAUAUAUUUCUGGUUUCAACUUAACAUUGAGAUUAUAAUUUGUAAAGUUAAUCUGUUGUUUUUUUUUUUAAUUAAAAAAAAUUUCUUUACCAAUAAUCCUAAGAGGAAACAUUACUGUAUCCCUUUCUCUAUGCAUGACUGGGGAAGAAUGUACCCUUGCUGCUUACAGUGGUGAAUUGUACCUACCCAUGCUACUUAUUUAAAGAUUGAGUCAGUGUAGGAGUUUUUACAGAGACACUCAACCCACUAGAAAAAGCAGCUAAAUCAUUAUCUAUUUUCCUUAAAAAUGGAUAUAUUGAAGAAUGUAAUCUCAUGUACACUGUCUGGAAACAAAAACAGAUAAGGUCAUGACUAGAAUGGUUCUGAUUGUAUGUCUGCUUGAUAGCGAUAACUUGAGGUUAAACAACAGCUCUCGUUCUAGAAAGCAGCCAUCAGCAAAACUAAAACAGAUAAAGCAAAAAUAAGCCCAUUCAUAAUAAACUAUUUUCUCACUCCAACUCCACUCCCUGUCAGUUAUUACAAUGGUUUUUACAAGGAAACCUCUACCCAAUCACUGAAUCUGGUAGAAAUAGCUCCUGAAGCUUCCACAAAUCAUUUGCCUACUAAUGUAGUCAUAGAUCUCAUUGCCUGAAGAAGAAACGAUAGGAUGGUCAUGAAAUGCCUUUGAUCAUAAAUCUGCUUAAUCAUGUUGGACUAAACAAUAACUAUUCACAAGUAGGGCAGAGUUCUAUUGUCCGGGUCAUGGCGACAUCAUAAACACUUUCAGAAUGCUAGUGGAUAGUUUAGGAACCUAAUGAUUCAACCAACCAUAACUUAACCAUUUAACAAUAUUUCUACAUUUACAUUAAGAUUAAUUUAUCACACAAAGAAUUACAAAAUGAUAAUGAUUAUGAUCUCAAUCUGAUUUGUCUUCAAAUAAAAAAAUGAAUGAAAAUAACAUAACAAUUAAAAACAACUUGGCUUAGCUUAGUUUUUUUUAAAUGUCCAACUAAUAUAACUUCAUUUUUUUUUGCUGAAAUAAUCUGCAGGGAAAAGAAAGAAUAUCUCGUUUCUAAAAUGAAAUAGCUGGAAUUAAAAGUUAAACAGUCAUGUCUCUUACUUAACUAAUUUUAGUCGUUUUUUUUUUUUCUUUUAUAACUUUGGAGUAGGCCAACUUUACUUAAAACAUUAACAUUUUGGGGAAAUUCUUAGUAACAAAAAAAUGUUUGGAAAACAAACGAACCUUUGAGCUUUCAAUUACUAAAAUGUUGAUAGAUUUAUAUCCAUUCUUACAAAAAUAAUGAAAAACAAAAAGAAACCUAGUCAAAAUUUAUUUUUCUGUCAAGAAAUAUUCUUAUGUCUUUCAAUGUUUGCCAUAGUAAUUAUUAUUUUUUUGCUCUAUCCAGUAAGUAGAAACUGUAAGCAAAGAAAGAAUUUGUGAAAAAAAUCUACAAAAAGAUACAGAAUUUCUUAGAAAUAAACUAAUUUUUGAAACUGUC